AUGAGCGAUGAGGGUAUUCUUUCUGGACAGAGACCUUACAGAUGUAAUGCAUGCAGCAAAGCCUUUGCUGAGCGUUCAAGCAUUACUCAAGAUAAAAUCCAUAGUGGAGAGAAACCUUACAAAUGUAGUGAGUAUGGCAAAGGUUUUAAGCAGUGCUCACACCUCUUUAGACAUCAGAGUACACAUCCUGGAGAAAAACCACACAUAUGUGAUGUGUGUGGCAAGGCUUUUAUCAGAAGCUGUAGGCUUAAUCAACAUCGGAAGAUUCACACAGGAGAAAAACCUUAUUCAUGUAGUAAAUGUGAUAAGGCUUUUCGCACGCGUUCUCACCUCUCGGGUCAUGAGAGAACUCAUACUGGAGAGAAACCUUACAAAUGUGCUGAGUGUGGCAAAGCCUUUACCGAUGGUUCACAUCUUAGUCAACAUAGAAAAAUCCAUACUGGAGAGAAACCGUACAAAUGUAAUGAGUGUGCCAAAGCGUUUACCCAAUCUGGAAACCUUACUAGGCAUCAGAAAAUACACACUGGUGAGAAACCGCACAAAUGUAAUGUAUGUGACAAGGCUUUUAUCCAAAGUUCAAGCCUUAUAGCACAUCAGAGAAUUCAUACAAGACAGAGACCUUAUAAAUGUAAUAAAUGUGAUAAGGCUUUUAUCAAACAUUCACAGCUUUGCGGACAUGAGAGAACUCAUACUGGAGAGAAACCUUACAAAUGUAAUGAGUGUGGUAAAGAGUUUACCCAUUCAAGACUUAUGGCACAUCAGAGAAUUCAUACAGGAGAAAAGCUUCAUAAAUGUACUAAAUGUGAUAAGGCUUUUAUCAAACGUUCAGAACUUUUGCGUCAUGAGAGAACUCAUACUGGAGAGAAACCUUACAAAUGUAUUGAUUGUGGCAAGGCCUUUUCAUGUAGUUCACAUCUUACUCAGCAUAAGAAAAUCCAUACUGGAGAGAAACCGUACAAAUGUAUUGAUUGUGGCAAAGCCUUUGCGAUGCGUACACGUCUGACACAGCAUAAGAGAAUCCAUACAGGAGAGAAACCUUACAAAUGUAAUGAAUGUGGUAAGGCUUUUACCCAACGUUCACACCUUUGGAGUCAUGAGAAAAUUCAUACUGGUGACAAACCUCACAAAUGUAAUCAGUGUGGCAAAGCCUUUACCCAGCCUUCAAAACUCACUAGACAUCAGAAAGCCCAUACCGGAAAGAAAACAUGUAAGUGUAACAUAUGUGGCAAGUUCUAUACUACAAAUUCAAACUUUGCAAAUCAUCAGAGAAUCCAUACUGUUGAGAAACCUUAUAAAUGUAAUGAGUGUGACAAAGCGUUUACCCAAUUUCAAAGCCUUACUUAUCAACAGAAAAUACACACUGGCUAG
Puma concolor (puma) is the source of this 1368-nucleotide messenger RNA. Lineage: Eukaryota; Metazoa; Chordata; Mammalia; Carnivora; Felidae. The record is from RefSeq and is a predicted model, not a curated record.